AUGAUCAAUUUUUAUCUCUGCAGUACGAUUCAUAGACACAUUCUUAGCACCGUCAGUCUGAAGGAGGAGCCUAUCCAUGCACUGGAUUAGUGUACACACACACACACGCUCACACACACACACAGACAUACACUAUGUCAGGACUAUGUCAGUGGUCAGAGCUGUGGCGGUCCUGUUGUUCCUGAACAGUUUGUGGACUUUAGCCGGUGCUGAUGUUCCAGUCUCCUGUCUCUUCAACCGGACCUGUCUGCUGCCCUGCAACUACAACCCCGGGAGAGAAGUUCUGAUCCACUGGCACCAGCUCAUAGGUGGAUCAGAACUUGUGGUCCACUCCUACUACAAUGACAAGGACCAGGUCGCCCACCAGGACCCACGCUUCCAGUACAGGACCUCUCUGUUCAACGACCUGAUCGCCAGGGGCAACGCCUCCCUGCAGUUGACACGGCUUCAGAUCGAGGACCAGGGGAUGUUCAGGUGUUACACCAGCACCACCACCGAGGGGACCAACCAGACCAUCAUCAAUCUGAGUGUGACUGCUCCAGUGAAGGACGUGGACCUGAGGCAGGUGGACAACACGAUCACCUGCAGCGCUGGAGGACUUUACCCCACACCUGAGCUGGUCUGGUACAAUAUGACCCAGUGGGAUGGCCCUGAAGUGAAGGAGAGCCCGGGUCACCUGUACAACAUCAGCAGCUCCGUGACACUGACGCAGAACAACGCUGAUCUGCUUCACUUCAGCUGCAGCGUCACCGCUGGCAGCAGCAACAGGAGAAGCACGCUCUUCAAAACCACCUUUGUAGAAGUGUCAAACGGAGAAGUGUCACUCACCUGCUCCACGCUCCAAAAGAAACCCCUGACAGACCUGGACCUGGACCGGGUCUGGACCUGGACAUUCAACCACAGCCAGACCAUCCUGACUCAGCCUGGGGCCAACAGGACUGUAAGUGAGCGGUGGCUGAAGCUGGUGGACAACGGGUCGGAGGUCGGAGUCCUGAAGCUGAAGGACUUAUCCUCAGAACACCACCAGGGGGCAUACACCUGCCACGCCCGUGACAGAGAGGAGACAUUUAUCAGCAGCACCAAUCUGAAGAUAAAGAAAGGUUCAAAAGUUGGACUCAUAGUUGGACUUACAGUACCAGCAGCAGUAGUGUUGACUGGACUAGGAAUCUGGUUCUACAAAAAGAAGAAAACCAACUCUUCAAGACCGUACUGACACGGGCAGCGGCGGGAUAGUGGUUAAGGAAGCAGACUUGGGUCUGGAAGGUUUGAGUCCACCAGCUGCCAAGUUAACACUAAGGUGCUGAGCAAGGCACCGUCCGCACACACUGCUCCCCGGACUUUGAUGAUGGGUUAGAAACAGAGAUCACAUUUGGUUGUGUCACACUUUCCUCUCCUAUAGUGAUGGGUCAAAGGUCACUUCACUGUUGUUAUCACGGACAGGGCUGUCAAACGAUGACAAUCUUUAAUCUGCUAAAUCACAGUCAAGAUGUGGAUUAAUUACUCACAUUAGUUUAGUGAUUAAUCACACAUUGAUCACUAAUCAAUUCAUCCUUAUCAAAUUAAACAUGACUAACAAAUAUGAAUCACUUCAAAAUGACUAAAUUUUUCUAUCACUGGAUUCUAUCAUAAAAAUAAAUCAUGAUG
Messenger RNA from Cynoglossus semilaevis (tongue sole), 1644 nucleotides. RefSeq names its product CD276 antigen-like. NCBI's taxonomy places the organism in Eukaryota, Metazoa, Chordata, Actinopteri, Pleuronectiformes, Cynoglossidae. The transcript has 6 exons. Gene Ontology annotation, cellular component: external side of plasma membrane. The record is from RefSeq and is a predicted model, not a curated record. Bases 77 to 1213 code for a protein of 378 amino acids. Gene Ontology annotation, biological process: negative regulation of T cell proliferation; T cell costimulation; positive regulation of T cell proliferation.